Messenger RNA from Echinococcus granulosus, 276 nucleotides. RefSeq names its product Signal peptidase complex subunit. Gene Ontology annotation, cellular component: endoplasmic reticulum membrane; signal peptidase complex. The record is from RefSeq and is a predicted model, not a curated record. The transcript has 4 exons. Gene Ontology annotation, biological process: protein targeting to ER. The coding region runs from base 1 to 276 and encodes 91 amino acids. NCBI's taxonomy places the organism in Eukaryota, Metazoa, Platyhelminthes, Cestoda, Cyclophyllidea, Taeniidae.
AUGGAGACACUGAAGGCGGAAUUAUUUAAUAUGUACGAGGAAUGUUCAAUGGACUUUGAGGGGCAAAAGCUGGCCGAGCGAAUAAUGAAUAUCAUUCUACCAUUUUGUUGUGUCGUUGGAUUCAUUCUCGGAUAUAUUAUGGAACAGCUAUCUAUUAGUGUUGGUAUGGUUCUGGCAGGUCUGAUGGUUUGUAUGGCGAUGGUGCUUCCACCGUGGCCCAUGUAUAGGAAACACCCUCUGAAAUGGCAGAAACCUGAUAAAGCUCACAAUGAGUAA